CUAACGGGCAUAACGCGAGUCACAGCCAUUUUCUCAACAAACAAAACAGCGCGGUUCGAUUUCAAUCGCGGUUUGUUUUGUUCAUUGAUUCGGUUCAUCUUGUAACGGGACAGCUCUUCAGAAAAAUGGUACCCGAAACGACCAAAGUGAACAGCACCUUCAUCUCGGAGAAAGUGUCCCGCAUCCGUUGGAUUCCGGAGCAGUACGACGAAUCCAAUUCGUUCAUCACCGGCAGUUGGGACCUGGACGUGAACAAUCUGAAAGUGUGGAAACUGUUCCGGAAUGAUUAUGCCGACGACGACGAAAACGAGUUUGUGCCGAAAUGCACGGCGGAGGUGUGCUUCACCGGUGACAUUAGCGGGCUAGAGUUUGUGGACGAACGCACCGUGGUUCUAUCCAGCACCGAAGGCUUCGUCAGUGUGAUCGGUGUGGAUCGGGACAGGGACGAAGACAAUCUGCAGGAACGUCACCGGUUCGAUAGUUUGCACAAAUUUGACACAUUUAGUAGCUUGAAUGCGGCGCCUUGCACCGGGUUGUCGGUGCACGACACCGACGUUGCUACAGUCGGAGAAGACGGUCGGCUAAACAUAGUGUCCACCGUUGGCCUGAAGGUGAUCAGGAGCAUUGCCGGUGCGGACAGUUGCACCAUCAGUUGUGUGGCGUUCCUUAAUCCGAAGGAGGUGCUCACUGGGAACCGGUUGGGAAUAAUCAAGUGCUUCGACAUCAGAGCGGAAAGCCAGAAAGCGGUAGGAAGCUUUGCGGUGUCCUGUGAGGAUGAGAAACGUUCCAACUGUGUGACGUGCAUUGCUUACCAUCCGACGCAGAAGCAUAUCAUUUUGGCCGGCAGCGAGGAGGGAUCGAUUACGGUAUGGGACCUUCGGCAGCCGCAGUUUCCGGCCUCGUAUUUGAAAGCGCACGACCACUCCAUCACUGAGUUGGCCUUCCACCGAACGCAACCAUCGCGGCUGUUCUCCGCCUCCGAGGGCGGUGAACUGUGGCAAUGGAAUCAGAACACCCAACCGACGGCGGCUACGGCCUCCGGUGGAUUAUUGGGUGGAACGGGCACCGCGGUAAACGAUUCAGCCGAUACCAACAAUCCGUGGCUAAAUGGAGAAAGAGCCAAGAGUAAGAUCAACGUGACAUCGCUGCUGAGUGGCAUUCGGAAGGCGGUCAACUCGUUCGAUUCAUGCCGGUCCAAGGUGAUUUGCGGAGGAGACAAUGAGGCGAUUUAUUUGUUGGAAAAUGUUAAUUAGUCUAGUUAUUUAAAUCGAAACAUUUCAUGAAUCUUUGAACGGAUUUAAAA
Molecule: messenger RNA, 1303 nt
Organism: Armigeres subalbatus
Lineage: Eukaryota; Metazoa; Arthropoda; Insecta; Diptera; Culicidae
Gene: Nup43
Product: nucleoporin Nup43
Exons: 3
Coding region: 126-1253 (375 amino acids)
Cellular component (GO): nuclear pore outer ring
Molecular function (GO): protein binding
Source: RefSeq, a predicted model, not a curated record